AUGCGUCGCAAAGAUUUGAUAGAUGCCUUAAUUUUUACCUUGUCUAAAGAAGAUUCGGUUGAAGUACAGGAUGAAGCAGCAUUCGCACUCGCAAAUCUAGCAAAAGACUUUUCCAACAAGGCAGAUAUUCGAAAGUCGGGUGGUAUUAAAGCACUUGUAAAACUGCUAGAGUCUCAAGAUCCAGAUGUCAAGAAAAAUGCUGCGCUUGCUUUAUCUACUCUACUGGACGACUUCUCAAAUCGUGCAGAGAUUCGAUAUGUUCAAGGUCUUGGACCUUUGUUUGAACUUCUUACAUCCGAGUUUCAUGAAGUACAAAAUAACGCUCUACAGUGCCUGAUUCGCUGUGCUGAAGACUUCAAUAACCGUGCAGAGAUUCGAAAGCUAAAUGGUAUUCGCAAGCUUGUGGAUGUAAUAUCUGGAGAAUAUAUGUUGGAAACAAUCGUAUUGGGGCUACAAUGCCUAGUUAAUUGUUUGGAAGAAGUUGAUUCUGCGUCACUAGUUGUAGAUGCAAACGGGAUAGCCUCUCUAGUAAAAUUGAUUCAAAACGACGAAUCAAAAAUUAAAAGAUAUGCAGCCAUUGCACUUGCCAGAGCAGUCAAAUCGGAUCGAGGACAGAAUGCGGCUCGCGAAUCUGGCGCACUUCAAAUUAUUGUGUUGAAUUUAUCGUCAAAUGAUGCCUCUGUAGUCAACUCGUCUGUUAUGGCACUUGCUUCUCUUGCGCUGAAUGAAACCAACCAAGUAGAAAUCUAUAAAAUGGGAGUGGGUGAAUUACUUUUGAAACUGCUGAGCCAUGAAGAUACAGAAACCAAAAGGGAAGCAAUGGCAGCGCUGGCAAAUCUAUCCCAAUAUAAUGCAAAUCGCUUAGAGAUUAUCAAACAAGGGGGUAUGCAAGCCAUGAUCUCAGCUUUAGAACGGCCAGAUAGCAAGGUUCAGGCAUCUUUAUGUCUUUCAAUCGCCAGGUGUGCCCAAGAACUUGACGGACAAAUCUUUUUUUCAAAGCCACCUGGAAGCAAAGGAUUAUUAAAAAUUAUUGGUUUACUGACUGCCAAAGAUACUAAUGUUUGUCGCAAUGCCGCAUAUGUCUUGUCAAGUGCUGUCAUUUAUGAUCUGUCGGCAAAAUACUGGCUACAUAAUCAUUUGCAAGCGGAGAAUGUCAUUGUAGAUCCUUUCUACGAUGUUGGGUAUGCAGGAGGUAAUUUAGAUACAAUUACAACUUUUCCAACACUUGCAGAUCUUCAAUCUCGUGCAGUUGAUAAAAAACGCGAAGUAAUACUAGUCGACGCAUCACAAGAUCCUGGCCUUGUAGUCAUUGCUCAAUAUCUUUCAGAGGCUAUCCAAGAAAAAUCCCUUUGCCAUCAGUUGAAAAUUAUUAGUCACGUUGUAUGCAAAGUUAUGGGUUCUACGGAAUCUGAUCCGUCACGUAUCUCUGAUCACGGACACAGAUUCCGUAUCGCCGAAUUAAAGCUCAAGUAUAACUCCAAUGUGAUACCUAUCGGUGCAAUUAAUUUGGGAACGUUUUAUCAUCGUGCUCUUUUGUUUAAAGUACUGUGUGAUCGACUUGGUGUGUGCCAGAAUGCGCUAGUACGUGGUGAAUACGACCGUGCAUGGAAUGUGGUGGAUUUGGACCAUCAAAUUCCGGCUGUUGCUACUAUUCCUGCAGUAGUUCCACAGUCUUUACCGUCUACUCAAUUUUCUCAGUCUACUUCCAUACCUUCAACCACUCCCUUACCAAAACAAUCACCAGUGGUUACAAAAGAUAAAUCCACUACAGCUGUAAAAUCUAAGCAAGGCGAUGGUAGCGGGGCUAGAGUUUCAACAACACAGCCAAGCAUAGCCGUAGUAUCUACUGCUUUACCAAAUUUACCGACUACACCUACUCCUCAGACUGAAGUUUCCAACUCUGUCUCGAAUGAUUCUAUUAGUGCUUCGACUAUUGAAAUUUCUACUGCCGCGAUUGAAGCCAUUCUUGGCUCCAUCGUGCUACCUGAUGAUGACACGGAUGUAAAAGUGGAUGGUGUAGUAGUGAUUGACUUGAUCUAUGAGCCUGGAAAGUUGAUGAAGGCUGAUGAUGUGGACACACAAGCUUAUCAGCGUAUUUCUUGA
Batrachochytrium dendrobatidis JAM81 is the source of this 2103-nucleotide messenger RNA. RefSeq lists its product as uncharacterized. Lineage: Eukaryota; Fungi; Chytridiomycota; Chytridiomycetes; Rhizophydiales. The transcript is spliced from 9 exons. The record is from RefSeq and is a predicted model, not a curated record. Gene Ontology annotation, molecular function: protein binding. The coding region runs from base 1 to 2103 and encodes 700 amino acids.